AACUGUAGUCAACUAUAGCCACCAGCAGCCAUGGCAAGCGUGAUGUCGCGACGGCUUUCUCUUUAGCAGUUUACUUAUGUUAUUUGGCAAGUUUAUGGUAUAAAUAACGGUUCCUUGCGCAGGAAGAGGUGUAGGUCUCAAUAAUGCUCUUGUUCAGCUCGCUGAGGCACAGCUCCACGAGGCUUGCUGCCCUAGUGAGGAUAUCGACGGCUGGAAAAUGCACUACAGGAGUAUCCAGGUCCUCAAACUUAAAAUUCUCCUUCGAGGGCCUUUCCUCUGUAAUGGCAUCACCUAAUACAGCUGCCAUACCCAAGGUCAUUUAUGUUCCACCAGCGUUAAAGCAACCAGUGGAGCUUCCAACAUUAAGGUCGUCCAUGGAAUACAAUUUACCGUCUAUUGUGAAGCCCUCCAGCGUGAUUGGGGACGUGCGAACUAUCAUUGCUCCAACCACAGAUAUUUCGAACCAGAUAGAAAAGUCCGAUCCUUCAGUGUCAACAGUCACAAAGCAGGCUGCAGAGUUAGUUCAAAUCCGAAAGCGCAAGAUGAAGAAGCACAAGCUACAAAAGCUGAGAAAACGGAUGCACUUUGCAUGGGCCAAGCGCCGCUUCCGUCGGUUGAAAAAGAAGGAACAGGUGUUCAGGGCAGAACUCCUUGCGCAGAUACAAGAGGCACAUGCAUUCGAUGCUGAAAAGUAUGUUGACGGCAUCCUGGAGAAGCUUCGAAAUAGACCAAAACCAGAAACACCGGAGGAACGGAGAGAGCGGUUCAUGGACCUUAUGCGGAAGUACAGAAGCAACGUAGAAUGGAUCAAGCCCAAGUUUGAUUAGUGUUUGGAGCGAAACAUAAACAUUGCUGUACUAGGCAUACAUACACUUGCUGUAGGCUAGAUGGAAAAGAAAAAGAAAUAAUUAACACUGAAAACCA
Ornithodoros turicata is the source of this 924-nucleotide messenger RNA. RefSeq lists its product as uncharacterized. The record is from RefSeq and is a predicted model, not a curated record. The coding region runs from base 144 to 827 and encodes 227 amino acids. Lineage: Eukaryota; Metazoa; Arthropoda; Arachnida; Ixodida; Argasidae. The transcript has 2 exons.